This is a messenger RNA of Megalops cyprinoides (Indo-Pacific tarpon), 2045 nucleotides long. RefSeq names its product THO complex 1 (gene thoc1). Bases 44 to 2008 code for a protein of 654 amino acids. Gene Ontology annotation, cellular component: THO complex part of transcription export complex. The transcript has 21 exons. Gene Ontology annotation, molecular function: protein binding. Lineage: Eukaryota; Metazoa; Chordata; Actinopteri; Elopiformes; Megalopidae. The record is from RefSeq and is a predicted model, not a curated record. Gene Ontology annotation, biological process: regulation of DNA-templated transcription elongation; mRNA export from nucleus; signal transduction.
CUUGGCGGAAAGACGCCGUCUUGUAGUGAAUUUACGAAGGAAAAUGUCUCCGUCCAUGUUCAACUUCAAUGAUGCCAAAGACAAAUUUACGGCUGCAACUAGAGCUGCAUUGGACAGCAAAACAAGCAAGCCCUUGAUAAACGUCUUCAACCAGCUCCCUGGGAAUGAGACAGAGAAGAAAACCACACUUGACCAAGCUCUUCGAGGAGUGCUGGAGGGGGAAAUUGUGAAACAGAAGGCCAGCUGUGAUGACUUCCUGUCUCUCAUUUACCUCAGCAUUGAUGGAGUCACUGAAGGGAUCUGCUCAGCCACAACUCCCUUCCUGCUUCUGGGAGACGUGCUGGACUGUCUUCCCUUGGACCAGUGUGACAAAAUAUUCACCUUCGUCGAGGAAAACGUCUCCACGUGGAAAUCUAACUCCUUCUACUCUGCAGGGAAGAACUACUUGUUAAGGAUGUGUAAUGAUCUCCUCAGGAGGCUGUCCAAGUCCCAGAACACCGUUUUCUGUGGGCGCAUCCAGCUGUUCCUGGCUCGACUCUUCCCCCUGUCGGAGAAAUCAGGGCUGAACCUGCAGAGUCAGUUUAACCUGGACAACAUCACUGUAUUCAACAAAAAUGAACAGGAGAGUACUCUGGGACAGAAGCACACAGAAGAAAAGGAGGAAGGCAUGGAGGUAGAGGAGGGUGAGAUGGGGGAUGAAGAUGAGCCAGCCCCAUGCUCCAUCCCUAUUGACUACAACCUGUACAGAAAGUUCUGGACCCUGCAGGACUACUUCAGGAACCCUGUGCAGUGCUAUGACAAAUUCUCCUGGAUGACCUUCCUUAAGUACUCUGAUGAGACACUGGCGGUGUUCAAGAGCUACAAGCUGGACGACACGCAGGCCUCCAAAAGGAAGCUGGAGGAGCUGAGGACGGCCGGAGGGGAGCACGUGUACUUCGCCAAAUUCCUCACCAGCGAGAAGCUGAUGGACCUGCAGCUGAGUGACAGCAACUUCAGGCGCCACAUCCUUCUGCAGUAUUUAAUCCUGUUCCAGUAUUUGAAAGGCCAGGUCAAGUUCAAAAGCUCCAGUUGUGUCCUGAAUGAUGACCAGAGCUUAUGGAUGGAGGAAACCACUAAACUGGUCUACCAGCUUCUCAGAGAGAUUCCACCUGAUGGGGACAAGUUUGCAACCAUGGUAGAGCACAUCCUGAACACAGAAGAGAACUGGAAUUCGUGGAAAAAUGAGGGAUGCCCAAGUUUUGUGAAAGAGAGGCCAGCCGAUGCCAAACCCACACGCCCCUCCAGGAAGAGGCAAGCCCCAGAGGACUUCCUGGGCAAAGGCCCCGAUAGGAAGAUCUUCAUGGGCAAUGAUGAAUUGACGCGGCUGUGGAAUCUCAACCAUGACAACAUGGAGGCUUGCAAGUCAGACAGCAGGGAGUUUAUGCCUUCCCUGGAGGAGUUUUUCGAAGAGGCCAUUGAGCAGGCUGAUCCAGCCAACAUGGUGGAAGACGAGUACAAGGUUGUGAGGAACUCCAACUACGGCUGGCGAGCACUUCGACUACUAUCCAGGAGGAGUCCCCACUUCUUCCAGCCCACCAACCAGCAGUUCAAGAGCCUGGCAGACUAUCUGGAGAGCAUGGUCAUCAAACUGGCCAAGGAACUACCGAAGGACCUCCCCUCUGAAGAAAUCAAAACGGGAGAGGAUGAUGACGACGACAAUGGUGACAACCUGCUCAAAGAGAGCAAUGACAGCCCAGGUAUCCAGAACAAGCUGGUGUCCAACCAGCAGAUGGACGAGAUCGCGGCCAAGCUGGGCGCCCAGUGGAAGACCCUGGCGGGGCAGCUGGAGAUGAAGGCGGUGGAGGUGCGGGAGAUCGAGACGGACAGCGAGGACGUGGAGAUGCAGGCCAAGCUGCUGCUGGUGGCGUGGCAGGACCGCGAGGGCAGCCAGGCCACCGUGGAGAACCUGGUCACCGCCCUGAACGCCGCCGGAUUCCCCAAGAUAGCCGAGAGCCUCAGCGAGACAUAGGCCCCGCCCCCUUCCCCCGGCUCCAGGUCCUUUUUAA